Molecule: messenger RNA, 1422 nt
Organism: Fusarium mangiferae
Lineage: Eukaryota; Fungi; Ascomycota; Sordariomycetes; Hypocreales; Nectriaceae
Exons: 6
Coding region: 1-1422 (473 amino acids)
Biological process (GO): proteolysis
Cellular component (GO): fungal-type vacuole
Molecular function (GO): serine-type carboxypeptidase activity
Source: RefSeq, a predicted model, not a curated record
AUGAAGACAGCUUUGUUGAAUGUCCUCACGGCACUUGCCCUUGUCGGCCAGGGCAGCUGUACACCCGCAGCCAGCCUCGACAAGAGGUACUUGCAAGAAGACGGCGGUAUCAAGUACAAGGUCUUUGAACAUGCUGCCACCGGUUCCAAGACCAAGAUUGUCUCCAACUCUGGAAUCUGCGAGACGACGCCUGGUGUGAACCAGCACUCUGGCUAUUUCUCUGUCGGCACCAACAUGAACAUGUUCUUUUGGUUCUUCGAGUCACGCAAGAACGCCAAAACAGCUCCGCUGGCCCUCUGGCUCAAUGGUGGUCCGGGCUGUAGUUCCAUGAUCGGCUUGUUUCAGGAAAACGGGCCCUGUACCUUUAACAACGGCGGGUCCAAGCCUACUCUGAACCCCAACUCAUGGAACACCUUUGCCAACAUGCUAUAUGUUGAUCAACCCAUUGCCACUGGUUUCAGCUACGGCACCGACGACGCUGUGUCCACUCUUGCUGCUGCUCCUCGAGUCUGGAAUCUCCUCCAGGCUUUCUACGCACAGUUCCCCGAGUACGAGAACCGUGACUUUGGUCUUUUCACCGAGUCUUAUGGUGGUCACUAUGGUCCCGAGUUUGCGUUUUACUUUGAGCAGCAAAACGCUGCCAUCGAUGCUGGAAAGAUCAAGGGCGAGAAGAUCAACCUCGUAGCCCUGGGCAUCAACAACGGAUGGAUUGAUCCUGGCAACCAGUACAGGGAUUACAUCGACUACGCCGCCAACAACACCUACCGCAAGCUCAUCACACCAACUCAGUACAGCAAGUACCUCAACACGUAUAACCAGAAGUGUGUCCCUGCAUUUGCCAAAUGCCCCGGUCUCACAGGUAACGAUGCUGCGUGCGGCAACGCAGAUGACGUCUGCAGCUCCGCUAUUGAAAGCCCACUGGAGGGUCUCGCAGACUUUGAUGUCUACGAUAUCCGAGCGUCUAGCAAUGAUCCUUUCCCUCCUUCGACUUACUCUACCUAUCUCACAUCUGCGUCUGUGAUGAAGGCGAUUGGUGCCCAGUCUGAUUAUCAGGAAUGUGGCGAUGAAUCGUACAACAAGUUUAUCGCGAGUGGUGACAGGGGACGAUCAUUCUUACCUACACUCUCGCAAGUCAUUGACUCCAAGAUCCAAGUUCUCAUCUGGGCUGGUGAUGCUGACUGGAUCUGCAACUGGAUGGGUAACUACAGAGCCCUCAACUCAAUCGCCCCGCAAUCAUUCGUCUCGGCUCCUCUUCAGUCAUUCACCGUCGGUGGAAAGAAAUACGGUGAAUUCAAGACCUCUGGAAAUCUGAGCUGGCUGCGUGUAUACGGCGCUGGUCACGAAGUCCCCGCCUACCAGCCCGAGGCUGCGCUGGCGGCGUUCAUUGCGACCAUGUCCAAGAAGCCUAUCUCAUCCACAUAA